Messenger RNA from Theobroma umbraticum, 1437 nucleotides. RefSeq lists its product as uncharacterized. NCBI's taxonomy places the organism in Eukaryota, Viridiplantae, Streptophyta, Magnoliopsida, Malvales, Malvaceae. The record is from RefSeq and is a predicted model, not a curated record. Gene Ontology annotation, biological process: regulation of DNA-templated transcription. Gene Ontology annotation, molecular function: DNA binding; DNA-binding transcription factor activity.
GUAUUCUCCCCCACCACAACCCCUGCCAUGAUAGUGAAAGGUAUUGCAUAAUUCAAGUAGGAAAGCCGAACCAAGCAUAGAACAAAGACAUAGCUACAAAAAGAAACCCUGAUCACAAUCUUUCCAUUGGACAGCUUCCUCUCUGCCUUUAUAAGUAGUAUUGACACCAGCAGAAACAAGCAAAGAGACGAGCAAGAGAAUUGAUGACCUUGAGACAAGAGUCGAUGAUGGGGAAGAGAAAAUUAGCGAGUGAAGGGAAGGGAAACAGUGUCGAUGAAGAGGUGAAAUGGGAGCAAAUGGUGAUGGAUAGUGCUGCAGCAGUGGCAGCAUUCAAUGGGGCUCGGCGAGCAAGGAAAAGAUUCGUUGGGGUCAGGCAAAGGCCAUCAGGGAGAUGGGUGGCUGAGAUAAAAGAUACGAUACAGAAGAUUAGAGUAUGGCUGGGAACUUACGAUACUGCUGAGGAAGCUGCGAGGGCUUACGAUGAGGCAGCUUGCUUGCUUCGUGGAGCCAACACUCGAACAAACUUCUGGCCUUUUUCCCCAUCUUCGAAACCGGUUCUUCCUACGAAAAUUGUCAACCUUCUAUUGCUUAGGCUCAAAGCAAGAAACAACAGUGCUGCUUCUUCCAUGGCUUCCAAUUCGCCUGUUAACGUACCAGGGUAUGAACCAGCUGAAGGAGAGGAUAUGUGCAUUGAUGAUUUCUUCAAUGUGCCUGAAGAUUGUAGGCUGAAUACAACUUCUUCUUCUUCUACUUCUACAACAACUACAUCUAGUUCUACAACUGCCAGUGAUUGCAUGUUGGAGAUGAUGACUUUCGGGUCAAAUUUUGCUAACACAGAAAAUGGUGAUCAUGAUCUCAAAGCAAUUCAUUUGGGUAACAGUUACAUUGAUGGAGGGAGAGAGGAAAAGAGGGAAGGGUCGAAGGAAGAAGAAGAGAUUGAUAUGGAGGGGCCAUUAGAUUUCCAGUUUGUGGAUGCUGUAGGAUUAUCCUGUUACUGUUCUCCAUUUGAGAUCGCAGAAGAAAUGGUGGAGGUGCCAAUGGAGCAGCAGGAGAAUGACGGAGAUGAUCCAUCCAUGCUUAGUGAGACCAUGAAGAGAAUGAAGUAUGAACGCAAGUUCUCAGCAUCUCUUUACGCCUUCCAUGGGAUACCUGAAUGUUUAAGGCUGAGGCACCAUGAAUGUGCAGGAAAUGACAAGCCCGAACAUCAAUCUAACCUUAGAAACAACUUCAACACCGACAAGAAACCUGAGAUAAAGGAAGAACAUGAACAAGUUGGGAUCAUCCCAGAAACAUCAAUAGAAACAGGUUCCUCAUCAGCUUACUCUUCUUUGAGCAACGGAGCAGGUGAAAUCUGGAGCUCCCUUGAUCUCCCUCCCAUCUGCUUCAUGAGUUAGUUUUGACCAGAGAUAGACAACCUCAAAACAACAUAAACAAACA